Messenger RNA from Pelagomonas calceolata, 504 nucleotides. Lineage: Eukaryota; Pelagophyceae; Pelagomonadales; Pelagomonadaceae. The record is from the annotation of a GenBank genome assembly.
AUGCCGCGCGCCGAGUCCAAGUCGAUGGACAGCGCGGCCAGCAGUGCUCAGAGCGCCGAGACGAAGACCGAGGAGAAGCAGGAUUUCGAUGAAAACGAAUUGCUCAUGUACGUGGCCGCCGACGCGAACGAGCACCUCUUCGGGGAGAAAUCGGAGCUGACGCAGUUCGUCAAUGCCCACGCGGCCGAUUUCGAAACGGCGCUGGAUGGGGAUCGGACGGGCGCGGGCACGCCCAUCAAGCAGGCGGAGCGGUGGCGGAGCGCUCAUGCCGAGUACAACGAGAUCAUGGAGGAGAUCCUCGAGGCGUUGGUCAAAAAGAAUAAUGGGACGAUCGAGGCCUUCAUGAAGGACGUGCAGUGCGCCUUGGCCGGCGGCGAGGGCUUCCUGUUCGAAGACGACAACUACUCGGAGUUCGUCGAGCGGAUCCAGGCCAUGGAUGAUUAUGAGUGCUUCCACCGAAUCAUGUGCGAGGCCGCGCAACGGGGGACGUCGAGGCAUAAGUAG